AUGGAGCGCGGCAGCCCGGGGCCCCCUGGAAGCGCGGGCCCGGGCCCGCCGCCGGCCUGGGCGCAGGUGCUGCUGUCGGGCGUGUACGCGCUGGCGCUGGCGCUGGGCGCGGCGGGCAAUGCGCUGUCCGCGCGCGUGGUGCUGAAGGCGGGCGCGGGGCGCGCUGGGCGGCUGCGCCUGCACGUGCUGAGCCUGGCGCUCGCGGCGCUGCUGCUGCUGCUGGUCGGCGUGCCCGUGGAGCUCUGGCACGGCGUGUGGGCCCGCGAGCCCUGGGCCCUGGGCGACCUGGGCUGCCGCGGCUACCACGUGCUGCGCGAGCUGGGCGCCGCCGCCUCGGUGCUGGGCCUGGCGGGCCUGAGCGCCGAGCGCUGCCUGGCCGUGUGCCAGCCCCUGCGCGCCCGCCGCCUGCUCACGCCGCGCCGCUCCCGGCGCCUGCUCUCGCUGCUCUGGGCCGCCUCGCUCGGCCUCGCCCUGCCCGCCGCCGCCAUCGUGGGGCAGAGGCACGAGCUGCAGGCCGCCCCCGACGGCGGGGAGCCCCGGCCCGGGCCCCAGCCCGCCCCGCGCGUCUGCACCGUGCUGGCCAGCCGCGCCGCGCUCCGCGCCUACGUCCAGGUGAACGUGCUGGUAUCCUUCGUGCUCCCUCUGGCACUAACGGCUCUCCUGAACGGGGUCACCGUGAGCCACCUGAUGGCACUCUACUCUCAGGUGCCCUCGUCUUCGGCCCCCAGCAACUCCAUCCCCAGCCACCUGGAGCUUCUGAAUGAGGAGGGCCUCCUGAGCUUCAUCGCCUGGAGGAAGACCCUGGGGGGUCAGGCCGGCCUGCUGAGACACAAGGACGCCAGCCAGAUCCGCCGCCUUCAGAACAGCAUCCGGGUUCUCAGAGCCAUCGUGGCCGUCUACGUCGUCUGCUGGCUGCCGUACCACGCCCGCAGGCUCGUGUACUGCUACGUCUCUGAUGAUGGAUGGAGUGACGCGCUCCACGAUUUCUACCACUACUUCCACAUGGUGAGCAACGCCCUCUUCUACGUCAGCCCGGCGGUCACCCCCCUGCUGUACAACGCCAUGUCCCCCUCCUUCAGGAAGCUCUUUCUGGAAGGCCUCUGGUCCCUGUGUGGCAAACACCGCCCCCGAUGCCGUUAUCCCCGCAAGCCUCGGAGUCCCACCCUAGUGGAUGCAGCAUCAAGGAGUGGGAAGCCCCCUCAAGUUGGCCUGGCUGCUUGUCUGGGCGAGACCAGGAGCAGUGGAGAGUCCACUGCAUCAGGGUCUCAGGACCCUGACGCCAUCAACGUGCGUGUCCCUUCCAGGAAGCUCUGGCCGGACUGUGAAAGACAGAGCCACUGCUGCUCACCGCAGUCAGGCUCUCGUGGCUGCUUCAACCAAGUCUCACCCACUGCACGGCUGAAAGCAAUCCCCGUUAUUCUGUCACAAUCCCAGAGGCUCCGAAUCUGA
Messenger RNA from Perognathus longimembris pacificus (Pacific pocket mouse), 1449 nucleotides. RefSeq names its product neurotensin receptor 2 (gene Ntsr2). The record is from RefSeq and is a predicted model, not a curated record. Lineage: Eukaryota; Metazoa; Chordata; Mammalia; Rodentia; Heteromyidae. Gene Ontology annotation, molecular function: G protein-coupled neurotensin receptor activity. Gene Ontology annotation, biological process: neuropeptide signaling pathway. Gene Ontology annotation, cellular component: plasma membrane.